CCACACUGCAGACUGCACUUCGUCAUCAGCGCCGCAGCGAGAAAGAGACAAAAAACGAGGACAUGGCUGGCGAGGAUUUGAUAGCCCAAUUCCAGGCCCUUGGCAUGAGCGAGCAGAAGGCCAAGGAGACCUUGAAGAAUGCUAACGUGACCAAGAACCUCCAACUCGCGCUGGCGCAGACCGGCAGCGCUGCUUCUCUGGCCGAUGGCACCGGCAUGUUGCUCUACCACAUGGCCACCAAACUGAAGCCGCAGACCGCUGAGCAGCUGCCUCUGCUAGUACGCUACAUCGUGGAGCGUAAGCUGGACAACACUCAGCGCGUUGACGCCGCCCUGGAGUACGUGCUCAAGUGCGGCCAGAAGCUGCAGGCCAGCAUCAAUGUCCAGGAGCUGGAGAAGGAGUGCGGCGUGGGAGUGGUGGUCACACCAGAGGAGAUCGAGCGCACUGUGCAGGCCAAGAUCAAGACCAGCUAUAAGGAGGCCCUGCUGGAGCAGCGGUACCACUUUAACUCCUUCAAGAUCCUGCAGGAUGUGAGGAGCGAGCUCAAAUGGGCGGAUGCCAAGUCCGUGAAGGCGGCCAUCGACGUGGAGAUCUUUGAUCUCCUGGGACCCAAGACGGAAGCCGAUCUGAAGCCACCUACCAAGCAGAACGAGAAGCCAAAGGCAGCGAAAGCCGCCAAACCGGAGGCAGCUUCCUCUGUGCAAGUAACAGCCGAGGCAGCGUCCGAUGGAGCCACCACCAUUGCAGAGCUGAUGAAGACAAAGGUGCACUUCCAUGGCCCAGGCGAAAACUACAAGACCGACGGUUAUGUAGUCACCGAGCACACUGAGCGGUUGCUGAAGGAGCACCUCAAAAGGACGGGCGGCAAGGUGCACACCCGGUUCCCUCCGGAGCCCAACGGCAUCCUGCACAUCGGUCACGCCAAGGCCAUCAACAUCAACUUUGGCUAUGCCGCUGCCCAUGAUGGAGUCUGCUACCUGCGCUACGACGACACCAAUCCCGAGAAGGAGGAGGAGAAGUUCUUUCUGGCCAUCAAGGAGAUGGUCGAGUGGCUGGGAUACAAGCCCUAUAAAAUUACCCACUCCUCGGACAACUUCCAGCAGCUGUACGAGUGGGCUGUGGUGCUGAUCAACAAGGGAUUGGCCUACGUCUGCCACCAGAAGGCCGAGGAGCUGAAGGGCUUUAAUCCGAAGCCCAGUCCCUGGCGGGAGCGUCCUAUUGAGGAGUCUCUGCAGCUGUUCGAGGACAUGAAACGCGGCAAGAUCGACGAGGGAGCGGCCACACUGCGUUUGAAACUGACCCUGGAGGAGGGCAAGAUGGACCCAGUGGCGUAUCGCAUCAAGUUUAUAGCCCAUCACCGGACGGGCGCCGACUGGUGCAUCUACCCCACCUACGAUUACACGCAUUGCCUGUGCGACUCGCUGGAGGACAUCAGCCAUUCUCUGUGCACCAAGGAGUUCCAGUCUCGGCGAUCCUCCUACUACUGGCUGUGCAACGCCCUCGACAUCUACUGUCCGGUUCAAUGGGAGUACGGCAGGCUGAACAUGAACUACGCCCUGGUGUCCAAGCGCAAGAUUGCCAAACUAAUCACGGAGCAGAUUGUCCACGACUGGGACGACCCCAGGCUGUUCACUCUCACGGCUUUGAGAAGGAGGGGCUUCCCGGCAGAGGCCAUUAACAACUUCUGUGCCCAAAUGGGUGUCACUGGAGCCCAGAUUGCCGUUGAUCCCGCCAUGUUAGAGGCGGCCGUGAGGGAUGUGCUAAAUGUUACCGCUCCUCGUCGCCUGGUUGUCCUGGAACCGCUCAAAGUGACUAUCAAGAACUUCCCGCAUGCAGCACCUGUGCAGCUGGAGGUGCCGGAUUUCCCCCAGAACCCGCAGCAGGGAUCGCACAAGAUAACCCUGGACAAGGUGGUCUACAUCGAGCGGGGAGACUUUAAGCUGGAGCCAGAGAAGGGCUACCGCCGCCUUUCGCCCAAGCAAUCGGUGGGUCUUCGGCACGCCGGAUUAGUUAUCAGCGUGGAGAACAUUGUCAAGGAUCCCGCGACAGGGGAGGUGGUGGAACUCGUCUGCAGCAGCCAAGCUGCCGAGCAGGCCGAAAAGCCCAAGGCCUUUGUCCAGUGGGUGUCGCAACCGAUUCAGCUGGAGGUGCGCCUUUACGAGCAGCUAUUCAAGCACAAGAAUCCCGAGGAUCCCAACGAGGUGCCCGGCGGCUUCCUCAGCGACAUCAGCGAGAAGUCCAUCUCGGUUGUCCGCGCCUUUGCUGAUCAGGCGCUCGCCCAGGCCAAGGUCUACGAUAAGUUCCAGUUCGAGCGGAUUGGCUUCUUCUCCGUGGAUCCGGACACCACCAAGGACCACAUUGUGUUAAACCGUACCGUGGGCCUCAAGGAGGACGCUGGCAAGAAGUGAUUGCACCGCACAGGAUCCAAAGGAUUGAAAUAAACUCAACAACAAGAAACGAAA
Drosophila kikkawai is the source of this 2462-nucleotide messenger RNA. It is a transcript of the gene GlnRS, whose product is annotated as Glutaminyl-tRNA synthetase. The record is from RefSeq and is a predicted model, not a curated record. Gene Ontology annotation, cellular component: cytoplasm; cytosol; aminoacyl-tRNA synthetase multienzyme complex. NCBI's taxonomy places the organism in Eukaryota, Metazoa, Arthropoda, Insecta, Diptera, Drosophilidae. Gene Ontology annotation, biological process: translation; glutaminyl-tRNA aminoacylation. Gene Ontology annotation, molecular function: glutamine-tRNA ligase activity; ATP binding.